GCGACCGGCUCGGAGCCUGCGGUUCCCGCAAGGUCGGUGCCCUGACGGGCGCGCUGAGGCUAAGGCAGUGGGAACGGACUGCGGGAGGCCACGCGGUCUGGCCAGCACCCCGGCCGUGUGAGUCCCGGGCCGCCCUCGGCCGGAACGUAGUGUGCGGGUUUGCGGCGCGGUGCGGCGGGCCGGAGAGCGACGUUAAGCAGAGGCCGCCGAGGCGCUGGGGCAGUUCAGAUUGGAAAGCAAGAAGCGUUAGGACUAGAGGGAGCCCCUGGCCCCCCUGGCCUUGGUCCCCCUGGCCUUUAUUUUGCACAAGGUUUUAAUGUGUUCUGUUCAACUACUCAGCGAUUUCGAGCAAAAAAGAUUCUAUGACCUGCAUCGUGAUUUUGGCUUGAUGUGAAAAGAUUAAGGACGUAUUCCAGGCAGGCCUGGAACUUCCUAUGUUUUCGUGGAUGACCUUGAACUGCUGAUCCUCCUGCACCGCCACAGCAUAGCUGAAGUUGUAGGUGGUGACUGCAUCUCUGCCUUUCUUGAUAUCUCUCAGUAAGACAUCUCAUCUUGUUUCCUCUGCAUCCAGAAAUUAUGAGUCGAUCUCAAGUUCACAUUUUUUGGGGUGCUCCAAUUGCUCCACUGAAAAUGGCAAUAUCACAGGGAACAACUUCCACUACCAAUGCCUGGGAACAAAUCCAGCUUUUGUAUAAACAACAGUCUUUACAUCUGAAGGCUGAAAACCAGGAGCUUGAAAAUCUGAAAGACUACCAAGUCCCAGAAACGGCUGCCCUUCCAAAUGUUCUUAGUAGUCACCUUUUAACAACUUGUGUGAGUAGGUGUGUGCAGGUGGAAGAUGGCUUCAUCUGUUCUGCUUCUGAGACUCAGAGUAUGAAGUCCCAGAAGGCUCACCCCUCGGGCCGGAGUGAUAGACCUGAUGAGCAGAUAUGUGAGUUUAAGGACAGAGUUCAGCAUUUACCUGAAGAAGAAAAGUAUCAAAAGCUUCAGUGUGAUGCUAAGAAGAUUAUAGAUGAGCAGUCCAGAAGCCAGUCAGAUCCCUGUGCUGAGGACUUUCAAGCAGAUGUGUUUGCAUUAGAUCAUAAGUGCACAGCUGGAUUGGAUUUGGACUGUACUGAACAGAUUGACACAGGGCCAGGCGCCGUGAGAACAAAGCCUGUGCCAACUGAACAUGAAGGGCAGAGUCAGGAGGUCUUUUCCUCUGACACGAAGUGUGAGUCAGAGUCUGAGGGGGCAGCUGGGACAGCCUCAGACCAGAAAAUAUCUACCGACACAGAGUUUCUCAGUAUAAUGUCUUCCAGCCAGCGUGCUCUUCUAGCUCACGGGAAUAAUACAGGGCAAGACUGUAUAAAUAAAGGGACUGUAAACAUGGAGAUGGAGCCUACAGGAUGUCCAGAAGGAAGGCGAGCUGAAGAUAAUCUUGUUAAGCCCAGAGAAGAUUCUGAAGAAGGAUCUGAAAGUGAGCAAAGCCAGGCAUAUUCCCUGGAACUUUUUAGUCCUGUUUGUCCCAAAUCAGAAAGCAGUCACGUUCACAGAAACCCUGGAAAAAGUCUUGAAGGUAAUAGAAGCUCGCAAAAUCUUUGUAGUAUUGAAGAAAACCUUCCAGCAAAGGAGGUGUGCAUUGAGUUGUGUAGCUCAGGGAUGCUGCGCUCUCAACUAAGUGCCUUCUGCCAACGUGCCGCAACAAGAAGCCAGUCCUCUAAAGAUAUUUCCCACCAUUCCAAAGCUCUUUCAGAAGUCCAUCAAGUGUCCAAGAAGCCAAGGAUGGAUUCUAAUACAAGAGAGUCAGCCAAAACAGUGCCCCGGAGGAUCAUGUCUGAAUUUAAGGUCAUUAAAAAGAUAUCACUAAUAAAAAAUUGUGACUCUAAAAGUCAGAAGUAUAAUUGCUUAGUCAUGGUGCUAACCCCAUGUCAUGUGAAGGAAAUAAGUGUAAAAUCUGGACCACAUUCUGGCUCUAAAGUACCAUUAGCAACAGUUGUAGUAAUUGAUCAAUCAGAAAUGAAGAGGAGAGUUGUUCUGUGGAGGACUGCAGCAUUUUGGGCACUUACAGUGUUUCCUGGGGACAUAAUUUUACUUACAGAUGUCACUGUUUAUGAGGAUCAAUGGGUUGGUGAGACAGUACUCCAAUCAACAUUUACCAGUCAGUUAGUAAAUCUUGGAAGUUAUUCACAUGUCCGACCUGAAAAAUAUUCCAAUGUAGUUACCAAUGUUACACUUCAGGACUUACUGGCAUAUGUGUCUUCAAAACAUUCCUAUCUCAAAGAUUUGCCUCAGAGGCAGCAUCAGAAAAUGAGCACCGUGGAGUUUGUGGAAUUGGAGCAGCUGCAGCCUGAUACAUUAGUCCAUGCAGUACUCAGAGUAGUGGAUGUCACUGUAUUGACAGAGGCAUUAUAUAGUUAUAGAGGACAGAAGCAAAGGAAAGUUGUGUUAACUGUGGAGCAGGUUCAAGGUCACCAUUAUGUGCUUGUAUUGUGGGGUCCUGGAGCAGCCUGGUAUACUCAGCUUCAAAGGAAAAAGGAUUGUAUCUGGGAAUUUAAGUACCUUUUUGUUCAACGCAAUUGCAUACUAGAAAACUUAGAGUUGCACACAACACUGUGGUCAUCCUGUGAGUGCCUGUUCGAUGAUGAUACAAGAGCAAUUUCAUUUAAAGCAAAAUUUCAAAAAAGCAUACCCUCCUUUGUCAAGACAUCAGACUUAGCAACCCACCUAAAGGAUAAAUAUUCAGGAGUGGUUCUGAUUAAAGCCAAGGUUUCAGAGCUGGUGUUUGCUGUCACAGCAGCUCAGAAGAUAGCUCUAAAUGCUCGCAGUUCCCUGAAGCAUAUCUUCUCUUCUCUUCCCAACAUUACAUAUGCUGGCUGUGCACAGUGUGGCUCGGAACUAGAGACAGAUGAGAACAGGAUCUACAGACAGUGUCUGAGCUGCUUGCCAUUUGCUAGGAAGAAAACAUUCUAUAGGCCGGCUUUAAUGACCAUAGUUGAUGGAAGACAUUGUACUUGUGUCCGUGUAGGGUCAAAGAUGAUGGAGCAGAUUCUUCUCAACAUCUCUCCAGAUUGCCUCAACAGAGUGAUAGUACCUUCCUCAGAAGUCACCUACGGCUUGGUCGCCGCCGACUUGCUCCACUCCUUGUUGGCAGUCGGUGCAGAGCCUUGUGAGUUGAAGAUCCAGAGCCUUUUCGAGUUGGAUGAAAACAGCUACCCUUUGCAGCAGGAUUUCUUCCUACUAGACUUCUGUCCUGAUUCACGUAAGACGUGGAGCUUGGGACUUUCUCUGAGGUCAGAGGAGGACACAGACGGCAUUCCAAGGAAGGAGUGAUGAAAUCAUCUGUCUUCGGAAUAUUUAUUUUUUAUAUGUUUAUGAAUUUUGCCUGCGUAUAAUUAUGUACCAUGUAUGUGCCUGGUGCCCACAGAAGCCAGGAGAGGGUGCCAGAUCCCCUGGGACCAGAGUAGAGUAGUAUAUGGUUGUGAGCUGCCGUAUGGAUUCUGAGAAAGCACUCAUAACUGCUGAGCCAUCUAACCCUAUGGUCUGUGUUUCGAAAUAAAUGAAAUGACAGGGCUUUUGCUUAGAGUUUUUAAAAUAAAUAUUUUAUAUUGCACAAUAUAAUUAUACUAAAUAUAUGUUAAUUUUUAAGAGAGAAUUCUGUGAAGCUUUUAUUAUUUGCUUUUUUGUUGGUAUUCUUUUUAUUCUGGAGAAAUGAUCUAGCAAAAAAGGCUAGAAUUACGGGUCCCUCAUUGUCAUUUAAUUUAGACCAUGAUGCAUGAAGGCAAUACAUAUUGAAGACAUGUCCACAUGUAAGACAUUUCCUCACUUUCUGUUAUAAAAUUUGCAUAUUCUUUCUUAUUUCUAUCUUAAGAAGUUGCCAAUGUGAACUAAUUUCUUGAUUUUAACUGUAGUUCUGGGCUGGGGCCAUGAUGCUCUUGG
Chionomys nivalis (European snow vole) is the source of this 3918-nucleotide messenger RNA. RefSeq names its product shieldin complex subunit 2 (gene Shld2). The transcript has 12 exons. The record is from RefSeq and is a predicted model, not a curated record. Gene Ontology annotation, biological process: regulation of double-strand break repair via homologous recombination. Lineage: Eukaryota; Metazoa; Chordata; Mammalia; Rodentia; Cricetidae. Gene Ontology annotation, cellular component: nucleus; site of double-strand break. Bases 577 to 3312 code for a protein of 911 amino acids.